AACUGAGAGAUGAAGUGGCAACGUUGAAAACACUUGUUGGCAAUCUGGAAAAAAACAAGUCUGGCCUCGAGGCAAAAAUUGACGCCAUUCAGACCGAGAACAAUCACCUCGGUGAGAAAUUGUCUGCGCUUAAAGCAGACUUCGAUGCAAUGAAAAAGCAAAAAGCCAUCUUCGAGACAGAAUGCAAUGCCUUAAAGCAAACCAAAGAGGAACUUGGUAUGGAAAGUGGGAUGAAGGAUAAUGUCAUUUUCGAAUUACGGACAAAGAUGAAUCUGUUCGAGGAGAUCAAAACUGAGAGGGAUGAGAUGGUGGAGGAAAUAGAAAAGCUUAAUAUUGCGCUUAAAGAAUUGUAUGAGGUACAGGAAGUUAAGGUGAAACUGGAGAUCGAAGUCAAGGACCUUACAGUAAAACUAGCUGAGUUCGACGCCCUCAAGAAGCACGCGAAUGAGCUUGAUGCAAAACUAAAGCAGACAGAACAGAGUUUCAGAGAGGUAGACCACGACAGGCAGAAACUGGUAACUGAAAAUGAAAAUCAAACUGUCGAGUUACAUCAGGUUAAUGAGAAGGCAGUAGCUUUAGAAUCAGAUCGUGACGGUCUCAUAGUAGAGAUGAGAAAGUUACAAAGAGAAUACGAGAAUCUCAAAACUGCGCAAUCGAAACUUGAGUCUCAUCGAGACGAACUAAAGAAACUAGUUAUGGAGUUAGAAAAUGAAGUAAAGAGGACCAAGCUGGAGUUGACACAUGCUCUUGCCAGUAUAAGAACGCAAGACACUAACAGAGAAAAGUACAAAGAACGUUGUGAGCUAGAGAUGUCUAAACUUAGAGAGAGAGUUAGUCAGCUAGAAGCAGACCUUACAAAACAGAGACAUGAACAUACUGGUCUAAAAGCAACGAAGGCACAGCUAGACACAGUUUACAAAACUGACAGGCAAAAAUGGAAAGGGCAAUCUGAGGAACUGCAAGCUAAGAUCGAGGAUCUGCAGUCAGAACUUGGUGAAGUCAACACAGAAAGAGGAAACCUCAAGUCUGAGAACAGAUAUCUUCAGGAGGCACUGUCCUCUAAAAGCACGACAUGGGAUAAGGAAAGAGAUAGAUUGAUGGGUGUCAUCAAAGACGUUGAAAAUGAUAACGACAAUCUAGAGGAACAGCUAGACAGGGCUAAAGCAGAGCAUGGAGCCUUGGAGCAGGAGAAGAGUGGCAUUUUCUUAGAGAAACAGCACUUGGAUACUACGGUAGAGCAGAUGAAUAAGAAAGUUACCAUACUAGAAACAGAAAAGCUAGAAUUCAUUGAAAGGAUAGACAACCUAAGUGAGGAGUUAGGUGUAGCAAGGGGCAACAUUGGCUGCCUAAGUGAGGAAAUAGAAAGCCUAAAAGAGGCCAAGUGUGCCCUGGAAACAGAACUGAGAACACUUCAAAAACAGAUGACAGCAUUAGAGGAUGACAAAGUAAGACUCAGUGAUGAGUUAGCGGAGAGUAUCAAGGUGUGUGAUAGCCUAAAGACAGAAAAGGAACAACUAGAGGCCAUGCAAAAAUCUGUCGAUGAGGCCAGGAAUGCAGAAAAGGCUGAGUCGCAAGGAAACAUAUCGGCACUUAAUGACAAAAUAACUGAAGUUGAAACAAAGUACAGUACUCUGACUCAAGAACACGUGCAACUGAAAACUGCUCAUGAAAGCCUAUCAGAACAAAAGCAAGCAGUUGAUUCUAAGCUGUCAGAGAUCGAAGCAGAGCUGAAAGCAAAGGUUAGCCUUCAUGACGAAACACUUAGGGAUAAAGGUGUUCUAAAGAGUGAAGUAGAGAAGCUCCAUGAGCAGAUCGAGCAAUAUCAGAAGAUAGAGAUUGAAAAGGGUCAGUUGGAAACGGAAGCAGAGCAGUUACGACUAAAGGCGUUUGAACUAGAAGAGACCAAGAUCCUAAAGUCCGAUCUAGAAACGGAACUACAGAGAUGGAAAACCAAAUUUGAUGAACUACAGACAGUGCGGUUAAGCAUACAGACUGAGACAGAAACAAUGAUGAUACAAGUUGAGGAGAUGAAUACGACUAUAGCCAAUUUGCAAUCGGAAAAAGACGCAUUGGAGUGUGGAAAAGAUGCACUCGUGUCAGAGAAAACAACUUUAGACGCUGACAACAAAGCAUUUAAAGAAACAAUAGAGAGGAUGGAAGGUGAAAUCUGUACACUGACAGAACAAUUAGCACAGACUGUAGCUGAGCGUGACCAGAUCACGGCUAAGAGAGAUGACUUUCAAGCCAAAACUAAUACUCUUACACAAGACUUAACUGUGUUAAGGGCCGAGCAUGACAUGCUUAAGGGAGAAAAUGACAUGUUAAAGAAGGAAAGGAAUCAAAUGAAGUCUGACACUACGAAAAUGACAUUGGAGCAGACUCAUGCACAGAAGACCAUUCAAAACCUACAAACUAGCUUAGAGAGGUAUAAGGAGCACAGCAAAGAGCAGGCUACCAAGCUGAAAGACAGAAUAACCCAGCUUGAUUCAGAACUCAAAACAUUGAGAAAAGACCAUUCAGAUCUCAAAGCAGCUAAAAGUGAGCUGGAAAGGGUUUCUAAUACCGAGCAGCAAAAACUGACAAUUCAGACAAAAGAGCUGAAUGACAAAGUAACAGACCUAACUAACGAACUUUGUAUCCGUCAAAGUGAUAAUGAUACUCUUAAAAAGGAAAAACAUGAGCUAGAGGAAACCAUUACAUCAGCGACAAAGGAGUGUGAAAUGAUGGAAGAGUCUUUGAACUCAACGAUAGCGGAGCUCACAUCUGAACGUGACAAAUUAAGAACAGAUCUAUCUACAAUUGCAGCAAAGCUUAGUGAUCUUGCAAAGGAGAAAUCUAGGCUUGAUGAUCAGGUAGAAAAGCUAGAGAAAGAUCUGGAAAACCUGCAGACAAAGUAUGCUACGUUGUCUGAGGAGAAGUCGAAGUUAGUGGAAGAAAAAGAAAAGUUGACAGGCGAACUAAGCGACAAUGAAACCACAUUGGGCUCUCUUACAAAGGAUAGGGAUGCGCUUGCGACAAAAGAGAAAACUUUAAACUCUGCAGUUGAAGAACUGAAGCAAAAAUUAGAUCAGUUGGAAAAUGAAAACGGUUCAUUGACAGAACAGCUAGCACAGUCUAUAGCUGAAUGUGACCAGACUCGAGCUGAAAGAGACGGUUUUGAAGUCAAAACUAAUACCCUUACACAAGAUAUGACCAUGUUAAGGGAUGAGUAUGACAUGCUGAAAGGGGAAAAGGAUAUGUUGGUGAAGGAAAAGAAUCAAAUGAAAUCAGACACUACGAAAAUGACACUGGAACAGACUCACGCUCAGAAAACUAUUCAGAACCUUCAAACUAGCUUAGAGAGGUAUAAGGAGCACAGCGAAGAGCAGGCUACCAAGCUGAAAGACAGAAUAACCCAGCUUGAUUUAGAACUUAAAACAUUGAGAAAAGACCAUUCCGAUCUCAAAGCAGCUAAGAGUGAGCUAGAAAGGGUUUCCAAUACCGAGCAGCAAAAACUGACAAUUCAGACAAAAGAGCUGAAUGAUAAAGUAACAGAUCUAACCAAUGAGCUUUGCACAUUACAAAGUGAUUAUGAAAGUCUUAAAAAGAACAAACACGAGCUAGAAGAAACUACUGCGUCGACAGGAAAGGAAUGGGAAAUGAAGGUAGAUUCCAUGAACUCAACCAUAGCAGACCUCACUUCUGAAAGAGAUAGAUUAAACGCAGAUUUAGCCACAAUGAAGACCGAGCUUAGUGAUCGUACAAAAGAGAAAGCCAGCCUUGACAACCAGGUAGAAAGGCUAGGGGAUGACUUAGAAAACUUGCAGACACAGCAUGCUAAACUGACUGAGGAGAAGGCUAAUCUAGAGGGAGAAAAAGAUAAGUUGACAAGUGAACUGAGCGAAAGUAAAACCACAUUGGAUUCACUUACAAAGGAGAGAGAUGCGCUUGUAUCAAAAGAGAAAACAUUAAACUCUGAAGUUGAUCAACUGAAACAAAAGCUAGAUCUGUUGGAAACUGAAAAGGGCUCAUUGACAGAAAAGCUAGCACACACUAUUGCUGAAUGUGAUCAGAUUAGAUCGGAAAGGGAUGGCUUUGAGGUUAGCAUCAAUACUCUUACACAAGACGUUACUAUGUUAAGAACAGAACAGGAUAUGCUAAAAGGGGAAAACGAGAUGUUGUUGGAGGAAAAGAAUCAGCUAAAAUCCGGUCUGACUCAGUUUGAAUCUGAAGCGAAGAAAAUGAACUUGGAGCAGACCCACAAACAGACGACCAUACAAAAUUUACAGGCCAACUUGGCAAGGUUUAAAGAGCAAAGUGAAGAGCAGACAACUAAGCUAAAAGAAACAAUAGACCAACUCCAAGCAGAACUAAAAGCACUUAGAAAAGAGCACGCUGACUUGAAGGCGUCUAAGGCAGAACUUGAGAGAGUAAACAAUACUGAGCAACAAAAAAUGACAGUGCAGAUAAACGAGCUAAGCAAUAAAGUGACAGACCUAACCAAUGAGCUUUGCCUAUCACAAACUGAGAGAGACACGCUUAAGACAGAUAAACAUGGCUUGGAAGAAACCCUUGCAGCAGAGAGGCAGGAAAAAGAGUCGAUGAAAUCAAUUAUGACAGACCUCACGUCUGUCAGUGACAAAUUACACACAGAGUUGGGAGAAAUAAGGAUAAACUCCGACGACCUCAUAAAGGAAAAGAACAGUCUUAACGAACAGGUUAAACGUCUGGAAGAUGACUUAGACAACCUCAAACAAAUGCAUGCAAAGUUGACUGAGGAGAAAUCUAACCUAGAGGCAGAGAAAGACAAGCUAGCAAACGAUUUGACAAAUGUUAACACAGCCAUGAGUACUCUUAAAACUGAACAUGGAGAGCUCGAAUCAGUAAAGGAGACUUUGCAAUCUGAGCUUGAUCAACUAAAGCAAAACCUAGAUCAGUUGGAGACUGACAGAUUUGAACUAACCGAGCAAUUAGCACAGGCCAUAACUGAAUGUGACCAGGUCAAAGUCCAGAGUGAUGAUCUUAGAACUAGUUCUGACACUCUAACACAAGACCUUGUGUCAAAGAAUGAGAUAUUAACAACGGAAGUGGCUAAGCGUAAGCAGGAUUGCGAGAAACUACAGUCUGACAUAAAACUGCUUGAAUCGGAAAAACAGAAAAUGACAAUAGAACAGGCCCACAGCCAGACGACAAUCCAGAACCUGGAAAAUAACUUAGGUAGAUUCAAAGAGCAUAGCGAAGACCAAGCCACAAAGCUGAAGGGUUCUAUAGGCCAUUUUGAAUCAGAACUAAAAACACUGAGGAAAGAACAUUCGGAUCUCAAAAUGUCACAUGCUGAGCUAGAAAGGGUCCAUACGACCAGUCAGCAAAAAUGGACCAUACAAAGAAACGAACUAAACAAUAAGAUAGCUGACCUAACUAACGAGCUGUCUGUGUCUCAGACCAGUGCAGAGGCUUUCAAAACGGAAAAAUACGACUUAGAGAAAACGCUCUCAUCCGAGCAGAAGGAGUGGGGGGAGAAGGUAACGUCCCUGAAAUCGAUGAUGUCAGAACUUGACUCUGAAAGAGACGGUUUGACGAUAGACUUAGGGACAGCCAGGGAAGAAGUUGGCAAUCUAACUCAGGAGAAGGUUAAACUUGGUUCACAGAUCCAAAGCUUGACAGAUGAACUGGAGGGGUACGGAGAGAAUAUGCCGCUUUGGACGAACAAAGGUCUCAACUGGAGGAAGAGAGAAGUAAGCUUUCAGCAGAGCUGAGUGAUACCAGGAAUGAGAUUGACUCUCUCAAAGAAGAAAAGAAGGCACUUGGCUCAGAAAAGGGAACGUUAGAAUCAGAUGUAGACACACUAAAACAAAAGGUAGAUGAGAUGGCUACUAAAAUUUCCGAACUCACAGAACAAUUAGCUCAUAGUAUAGCAGAAACUGAAC
Branchiostoma belcheri (Belcher's lancelet) is the source of this 5906-nucleotide messenger RNA. RefSeq names its product intracellular protein transport protein USO1-like. NCBI's taxonomy places the organism in Eukaryota, Metazoa, Chordata, Leptocardii, Amphioxiformes, Branchiostomatidae. Bases 150 to 5735 code for a protein of 1861 amino acids. The record is from RefSeq and is a predicted model, not a curated record. The transcript has a single exon.